GAAAUAGCCCAGUGGAUCUCAAACCCUCUUAUUCAGUUGGAGUGUUUGGCGGGAGCGGGAAAACCCAGAAAACGUCGUACAAGGCUAUAAAGAAGCCUCUCUCUGGUUACAGGGAAUAAGGUUAAGAAAAAUUAAAAAGGAGAAAAGAGGGAUGGCGCCAGUUCUUCAGAGCUCACAGCCAUGGGUUGAAAAAUAUCGGCCGAAACAGGUUAAGGACGUGGCGCAUCAGGAGGAGGUGGUCCGUGUCCUCACCAACACUCUCGAGACUGCUAACUGCCCGCAUAUGCUCUUUUAUGGACCGCCAGGCACCGGGAAAACCACUACUGCACUUGCCAUCGCCCACCAGCUUUUUGGACCUGAAUUAUACAAGUCUAGGGUGUUGGAGCUGAAUGCUAGUGAUGACAGAGGGAUUAAUGUUGUUCGGACAAAGAUCAAGGAUUUUGCUGCUGUAGCUGUUGGGUCCAAUAACCGUCAAGGCGGUUAUCCUUGCCCAUCAUUUAAGAUCAUCAUCCUAGAUGAGGCUGAUUCGAUGACAGAAGAUGCUCAGAACGCCUUAAGGCGCACAAUGGAAACUUACUCUAAAGUCACCAGAUUCUUUUUCAUAUGUAAUUAUAUCAGCAGGAUCAUAGAGCCCCUUGCGUCAAGAUGUGCGAAAUUUAGGUUUAAGCCACUUUCUGAAGAAGUCAUGACUAACCGUAUAUUGCAUAUCUGUAAUGAAGAAGGUCUCAACCUUGGUGGAGAGGCUCUUUCAACUCUGAGCUCCAUAUCACAAGGUGAUCUUCGUAGGGCCAUCACAUAUCUGCAGAGUGCUGCUCGGUUGUUUGGAUCAACGAUAACUUCUACGGACUUACUCGAUGUGUCUGGGGUAGUCCCUCUGGAGGUAGUCAAGAGACUUUUUACUGCAUGCAAAAGUGGUGAUUUCGAUAUUGCAAACAAGGAAGUGGAUGACAUAGUUGCAGAAGGAUAUCCUGCAUCUCAAAUCAUCAACCAGUUAUUUGAUAUAGUCGUUGAGGCUGGUGAUGACAUAACAGACAAGCAAAAGGCACAGAUCUGCAAAUGUCUAGCUGAAACAGAUAAGCGACUUGUAGAUGGUGCGGAUGAGUACCUGCAGCUUCUGGACGUGGCAAGCAAUACAAUUCGUGCCCUCUCAGAAAUGGCUCAAGACUUCUAAAUCAAAAAUACCUUUAAAGCUCUGCAUCUUGGAUUCUGAUGUUGGUUUUGCUUGUGUUGUUGGGUUUGAAACGGGCCUCUGCCUUGUGCGUUGUCAUAAUGGAAUUUAUCUAGUUAUUAAAUGCCACUUGUCACAGUUUUUUUUUUAUCAUAACAAGAAUCUGGUGUUACCCUUGAAAGCAGUUUCAAACCAA
Molecule: messenger RNA, 1364 nt
Organism: Eutrema salsugineum
Lineage: Eukaryota; Viridiplantae; Streptophyta; Magnoliopsida; Brassicales; Brassicaceae
Product: replication factor C subunit 4
Exons: 12
Coding region: 152-1171 (339 amino acids)
Biological process (GO): DNA repair; DNA-templated DNA replication
Cellular component (GO): DNA replication factor C complex; nucleus
Molecular function (GO): DNA binding; ATP hydrolysis activity; DNA clamp loader activity
Source: RefSeq, a predicted model, not a curated record